Molecule: messenger RNA, 4131 nt
Organism: Knipowitschia caucasica
Lineage: Eukaryota; Metazoa; Chordata; Actinopteri; Gobiiformes; Gobiidae
Source: the annotation of a GenBank genome assembly
AUGGCGUCGCACUGCUGCAGACCUCUCUUAAACUCUUCCUGUUGUGGUGGACUCAUCAAAGUGUGCCUCUCCUCCUUCACAGACAUCUCUCCGGCAGAACUGGAUGCUCUGUGGAGGGAGCCGUCGUACACUUUCGGGGGAACAAAUGAGCACUUCUCCGGAAAUGACAUUAUGACACAAGGGGCAGGUGAGGAGGAGCUGGUGGAGUCUGGAGAAGGGGCGGAGUCUGACAGCUACUGGAAAAAGAAGGAAGCGUUUCCCAGAGGAAGUAAGGUGUCGCUGGGAGAGAAAUUCUCCUCAGAAAUUUUGCUAAUUUUCACGGCACAAAGGCGUUCGAGUGGACCUGACCGCUCCUUACAGGAAGCACUUCGGACUCGGCUGAGAGUGGUGGAGAGUAACAGCAAGGACGUCACUCAGCUCUUUAAGGACCUGUCUGCUCGUCUGGUCUCCGUCCACGCUGAGAAAGACUGCUUUGUGCUCACCUUCAAAACUGUGGAGGAAAUCUGGAAGUUCUCGACCUACCUCGCAUUAGGAUUUGUGGCUCGCUGCUUGGAGAACUUCUUGUGUGAUCAGUCGUUUUGGUUGGACCCGGAGCUCCUGAGUGAUUUGGAGAUAAACGUCACUGUGGAUGAAGAACACCUGGCCACUCUUUAUUUAGGACUUCUGCUUCAAGAAGGGUCGUUCUUUGCCAAAGCCUUAUUCACAAGAAACGACGUAAACGAGGAUGAUGAAGACCAGCUUGUGUUCAAUAAGAAUGAGCUGCUGCUGGUGCGGGACACUGGGCAGGAGGACAUGUGGGAGGGCUCCAUGCUGUCCACAGGAGCCCAUGGCCUGGUGCCGGUCAGCACCAUGCAGCCGCUGCCGUACCCCUUCUAUCAGUGGUUCCUCAGGAAGUACCCAGGCCACGCUGGAUAUGCCCCAACAGGGAAGGAACGAUUUCAACAUCCUAUUGUUACUGGUUCGUGUGUAGCAGUGGCAGACUACAGCCCCCAGACUCCGGAUGAGCUGCAGUUAAAUCAAGGUGACAUCAUUGAGAUCCAGGGUCUUCUCCUCCGGGGCCUGGCGGUUUUCAUUGGGAAACACACAUCCACUGGGAACACAGGCUUUGUCCAUCAGACCAAUGUCAAGCCUCUCAAUACCACACCUUUGGACAGACAACUGCUGUUUCUGACGGAGGAGGAGCGCUGUGGUCUGGCCCAGGUUAAACCGUGCAGCAUCGAGCCGUGUGACAGUGGGCUGCUGGACAAGCUCUUCUCCUCAGACAUCAGCGCAGUCUACAGGCUCGACAGACUUGAUGAUUCUGAUUUUAUGUACAUCAAAAACACUCCAAAACACGAAUACAAGGUGUCGUCCAGCACCCGUCAGAGCCUGAUGUCGGAGAGAAGUGGCGGGACUCCUCCUUUUUCCCCCCGUAACUCUGUGUCCCAGGCUUCUCCACGCCUGUCCUCCCGCCACAGCCCCCACAGCAGCCUGCCUCGGGAGGCCGAGCGGCUGACCUUCCACCCUGAGGACACCUUCCGGGAGCUGGAUGAGUUCUUGCUGCUGGACGAGGGCAGCUGGAACGGGGACGAGGCAGAGCUCAGUGACCCCACAGUGACGCUGCUCAACCAACCACACUUCCAGGACGACUUCCUUCCUCUCUACGACAUGCAGUAUUCUUUCCUGUGGGUUACAUUUGGAGGUAAAACGGAGGAGGAGCUGUCUGUGCAUUUGGAGAGCGUGAGGGAGUGUGCCAAGAGAAUGGGAAUGCACUGGGCCCAUCGACGCUCCUGUUACCUCCUGGGACGACUCUGCGCCAAGAAGCUCAAGCUCUCCCAGGCUCGUGUUUACUAUGAAGAAGCCCUGAGUGUUCGCGCGGACAGUUUCAGUGACACUCCUCUCUUCACCGCUCUUGUCACAAACCUCACUGCCAUUUAUCUGAAGCAGAAAAUGACGGACAAACUUCCCUUCACUCUGGAGAAGGCCUGUGCUCUGCUCCUGUGCCUCCCCUGCCACAGCUACACCACCAGCGACGAGCUUGAGCUUCUAAACCUUCUGCUGCGGCGGUCCGUCUUCCUGGGGGAUAAACAUCUCGAAGCUCGCGUCUGCUACCUCACCUCCCACCUUUUCUUGUCUUUGCGGAAGGCCGACGACGCAUUACCAUUUGUGGAGCGAUUGCAAUUUCUUUCCGUGACUUUAUCUAACAGUGAAAACCAGCCUGUCGCUCCUGUAGACUUGAACUGGCUCCUUAGCGGACUCUAUCACCGCAAAUACAUGCCUUAUCUAGCACUGGCGUCGGUUAGCUUGGACUCGAGGCGUGACCACUCCCUUCAAGAUGCUUUUCAGAAGAUUGAAUUAUUUAUUAAGAACUCUGUGAGAUUAAAUCCGUGCUGGAGAGAAGGAACGUCUUUACUCCCGGCCCAGAUAGUAGUUUACCUGCAGCAAGCUUUGGCCAUUGCAGAAAAAGAGGCAGAGCUGAACACGCAGAGGGACCUGUGUUUGGGGCUGGCCUUCCUGUACCAGCAGUAUGGAGCGCUGGAGAAAGCGGUGCGAUGUGCGCAACAGGCGGUGGACACGGGGGGACACAUCAACGAGGAGGAGAGCUUCGAGGCGUCUGUGCUCUACGGGUGGCUCCUGGUUUUGACCGGACAAGCAGACAAGGCCCAGGCCAUCCUCCAGCCGCUGCUAACGUCACUACAGUGCACAGACAGUCCCACUCAGAGAGGGGUCAUCCACAACCUGCUGGCUCUGUCUCUGAGGAAGCAGCGGCGAGUGUCCGAGGCGCGUGGUCACCUGCAGUCGGCUCUGGUCAUCUCCAGAGAGAGCGGCAACCAGAGGAACCAGGCUCUGGCCCUCGCCAACCUGGGCUGUCUGGCCAUCGACGUGGGGGCAGCGUCUGUGGCAGAACUCGUACUGUUCAAAUCUCUGCAGCUGUUCAUGGAGCUGUGGGAGAGCCCGACGGCCGAAGAGCACGUUCAGACAUACCUGUGGCUGGGGCGGAGCUACAAGGACAGGAGGCGGAGUCAGGAUAUCCGGAAGUGUUAUGAAAUGGGAUUACUUAUUGCACUCCAUGCCAAGAACCUGCACAGUCAGAUGGUGGUGGCCAAAGUCCUCAGUCGGCUGUACGCUGACCUGCUGUUGUACGGUCAGAGCAUUGUUUACUACGAGCACUGCGCCUCGGUGUCCAGAGAGCUGAAGGACAAAAGACUGGAGGGGGAAUAUCUGGAAAUACUCAGCAGUCUCUAUCUCUCACUCAACACGGAGAAAUCAUCUCGAAAAUCUCUGGACUACACAAAACAAAGCCUCAGAAUAUCUAUUGAUCUGGGCAAAAGGGAGGAGGAGUCCGAGACCUGGCUUCAAGUGGGACGCAUUUAUUACCUUAUUUCAGAGGACGAACUAGCCGACAUGUAUUUACAGGCUGCUGUGAAAACUGCACUGAGAAUGAACGACCCCUACUUCACGAUGAGCAUUUACGAAGAGGCGGGGGAUGUUUACUUCAAAGGCCAUAGGAAUCGAAUGGCCUCAUUGCCUUUUUAUAGAGAUGGUGGCUUGCCCUUUGCACGCUGCAUCGGAGAUUCUUACUCGGAGUUUCGUUUGUUGAGCAAGCUGACUGAUUUGUUAAUGGACCACAGAGAAUGGGAGGAGGCCCUGCAGUACGCAACGCUGGCUGUUGAGGUUGCAGGAAAAACCGGUGUACAUUUGAAUGAGUGGACUACCUACAACCGCCUGGCCACAGUCUACUACAGACUGGAGCAGUUCGAGAUGGCAGAAAACUACUACCUCAAGGCGCUGUCGUUCUGUCCUCCCUUCAUAGAACACCCCCUGGAGGCGCAAUAUUACACCAAAGUCUACUGCAGGCUGGGAAACCUCACUCUGUACAAGCUAAAGGAUGCCUUUGAUGCAGUGGGCUACUUCCACUUGGCCCUGGCCGCUGCCCUGGAGGACCCGGCUAACCCCGAGGCUUUGUAUGUCGUUUACAUGAAGUUGGCUGAAAUAUACGGAUACCACAUGCCAAACAAUCAGCUGUGUCAAGCCUACAGAGAGAGGGCCCAGAGUCUGAAGAGGGUCCUGGGAGGGGCCGCCGCUGCUGCUGCUGCUGGAGCGGAAGGCAAACAUUUGGACAAUGGAGAGACCUGUGGAGAGCUGGUGUAG